AUGGAAGAUCCUGAUAUAGCCUGGCCUGCGUGGAAGUUUGGCAUGAAGCGGGACGCGCUCUUCACGACCCUCCACAAACAGUACAACACCUUCCAGUCCGCCAUCCAGGAUCCCGAUGCCUUUCACCACGACGUCUUUGAGAUUGCGAACGAGGCUACGACUACCGGUGAAUUUCACAAUCUGCUCGCCGUCCGCCGUGAUCAACGCCUUCGCGAACUGAACGAGUCGCUCGAAUCGGCCUCGUUCGAAAUCAUCGCAAACCCGGAUCUCGUCGGCACAACACAAUGGGAACACGCCCUUCAGCUCUUUCGGACGCGGUCGCUUGACUCGCUCGUUCGCUACUUUGCCUCCUACCUCCCCAGCAGCCACCCCUGGCACAAGGCCUCAUCCUCGGGUCAGAACACCGAAAUUGAAGCCAAAAGCCAGCCGCCCGUUGCCCCCGUGAAGCCCUUCUUCGACGAUGCCACCUUCACCCAAGAGCCGAUGGCGAUGACCCAUUCCCUCUCCCACGCCUCUCUUCACCACGACCUCCCUCCCUCGCCUCGCUCCCUGACGACAUACUCUGACGACAUGGAGACGUCGUCCCACCAGCUGUACUGUCUCAACACUCUCACUCCCGCCCGCACACUCUCCUUCGACUCCAAUGAAGGUGAUCGCCUCCAUGACAUUGAGGACGGCGAUGCUGCGCCCAACGUCGACAACGACGACGACGAUGACGAGGAGUGUCCCUCCCAGUUCGACGACGACACCUCUCAGUCCUCUGGCCCCGACACACCCGUGUCCAUGUCGGAUGCUGAGCCUGACGUCGCUGAAGAGGAGUCUCACCACCGCAGCCCUGCUGAGGCCUAUGCCACUACCAUGCAGGGGUUAGUGGAUACCACCCCCGAGCCCAAGACACCUCCCACCCCCGUCACGAACCAAAACCAUCUACCCCAACUUGAAGCCAUUGCCAAUGCCGCCACGCCAGCGACAACCGCUCACACGACCGAUGCCACCAUCGGAAGCGGUAAAUCACACUCAUCGUCGCCGUACCGUCGCCCGCUGCAGCCGGGCCUCGCUGUCGACGAUUCCUGCUCCGCCUCGCCGCUGCCUGUUAUAUUCCGCGACCGCCACCGUAGCGUCUCACCCUCUGCGCGGCCGUGGCCUGUGGCACAUGUUGAUACCGGCCGCCACCACCCUGUCGCGCCGAGCGGCAUCAUUGCUACUUUUGGCCGCGCUUCUGACCGCUCAUCCCGGCAAGGUCGCAUCCACCGCCUCGAAACCAUCGCCUCCUCCUCUACCAACACCAGACGUGCCAGCAGCUGCGGACGGCGCAGGCCAGGGCUCGGCGUCGAGAAGACUGCCUUGCCCAGACCCAUGCGGACCCGCUUCCGGGGUCGCAGGGAAGCUGCCGCGUCCGCCGGUGUCGAUGAACAAGAAAGACAAUAG
Messenger RNA from Sporothrix brasiliensis 5110, 1428 nucleotides. RefSeq lists its product as uncharacterized. The transcript has a single exon. NCBI's taxonomy places the organism in Eukaryota, Fungi, Ascomycota, Sordariomycetes, Ophiostomatales, Ophiostomataceae. The coding region runs from base 1 to 1428 and encodes 475 amino acids. The record is from RefSeq and is a predicted model, not a curated record.